AUCUUGAGCAGAAAUUGGGCAAAGUGCUCCUCUUGAACAACUCAAGUGCUGCUCUUCUUGUGCCAACUUGUGCCACAGUUGUGGAACAGCUGAGUAGCACCGGCCUUGAAAAGGGCUGAAUGUAGACAGGAGUUGAGCAUUCGUGACGAAGCGGCAUCCUCUUGGCGCUUCAUGGUUGCAUUGGAAGAAGAAGUGAGGGGGAUCAUCCUUCUAUUUUCUCUCCUGGAGUUACAUAAUUCCAGCCGCUUUCCAUUCUUCUCUAACUUUUAAGAUCUGAACCUGAGACAAGCGGAAUUGCGACUAACUGAUGAGCGAUAAAUUGCCAGUAGGAUCUUCCUCUCCAGAUAGACGGCCUACAUCUUACUCGCUGGUCAGCAUUCCAGCAAAACAUUGACGGAAAAAAGGAAAGGAGAAGAUCUUAAAGGACACCCAGACUUAUAAACUACAUAGGUGGGGGGCGCUUAAUGUAGAUAGAGUAGAGUCGAUCAAUAGUGAAACCAACAGCAUUGGGGGGAGCUCAAUAAGAAGGGCCUGACAAUCAGCCCCUUGAAAAAUUGUCAAACCAUGGCAGUCACUGCAGAGCUAGGCAAGCUGUCCCUGGACGCCCCGGAGACUGCCGCAAAUGGCAGCCAAUCGGUGCAGAAAGCGAAGAGCAAGGACCGCGUCGUAGCUGAGAUGUUUGAUGGGAAGGAAGAGGACGUUGUUGCGGGGGGCGCGGGACUGAACUUUGAGGCGCUGGUCCCAUUCAAGGGGGGCCUGCUGGUGAAUCAGCAGUACGCUGUCACACCCAAGCAACUCAACAAGAUCAUAUUUGAACAAGGCUCCGCCCUGCAAGAGGAGAUUCGUGCGAUAAAGGGCGCCACCCAGAGGGUAGAGUUCCCAUGGUUUCCAAGCCCGGAGGAGGGGGUGUGGGCGGAGAGGACUGUCACAUACAUGACGGCAACAACAAAGGUGCUCAAGUCAGCAAGGGCACUCGAAUCUCAGAAAUACAUAGCUGCAGGGGACGGCCUAUACGUGGUCGUCAUAAGCACAGCGGUGCCGGACCUGCCGAUGGGCCAGAAAUUCACGACAGAAGUCAAGUUUGCCAUUUUCGCGGUGGCCUCGGGGAGCGCCCCGGCCUCGGGUGAGAAGCCGCAGCCAAUCACGGCGCUCCAGGUGUCAUACCAGACGGCCUUUUCCAAAAGCACCAUGAUGAAGUCGGUCAUCAAGAAGGGGACGGAAGAGAGCUUGUCGGAAACAUACGACGAGUUUCAGAAGCUACUAGCGAAGUACGCGACGCUGGUGGGGGAUCCCCCUCGAUUGUCAGACUCGGGCAAGCGAAAGAAGUGAGGUCGAAAACGUUUUCACCAACGUUUGCGCCUCGUUGGUGAAAAGCAUUCAGUCAUGCAAGUAUCCGAGUCGCUCAAUAUUCGCUGCUCUUGUCUACUGUCUUCUUGACGGUUUAAUUGAACUCCGACCCAUCAAAUAGAUUCUUUGCCACCUUCCAUUGCACUCGUAAGAGUUGCCUUUGUACUCGAAGUCGGACUAGUGAACUUCGGUCACCAACGUCAAGAGCUUGAAGCAUUGACCAUUGCAGUUGAGUCGAAUAUACUGCCUGUAUGUCGCUGUCAUUCCAUCGCAGACAUUCCAUCGCAGACUAUGGGGCCCGGCGUACAACCGUCGGCUUGCUAUAGACGAACAAACAGUUUAUCAAAGUUUAGUUCGCGAGUAUGCACGGGCGGCAGGCGUCAAUUCGCGAUUGCACAGUUAAUAGCGAACGAAAGUCACGCAUUCAAGUGUCUAUAUGGAGC
Klebsormidium nitens is the source of this 1790-nucleotide messenger RNA. Lineage: Eukaryota; Viridiplantae; Streptophyta; Klebsormidiophyceae; Klebsormidiales; Klebsormidiaceae. The record is from the annotation of a GenBank genome assembly.